This is a messenger RNA of Cladophialophora immunda, 1443 nucleotides long. RefSeq lists its product as uncharacterized. The transcript has a single exon. Bases 1 to 1443 code for a protein of 480 amino acids. The record is from RefSeq and is a predicted model, not a curated record. NCBI's taxonomy places the organism in Eukaryota, Fungi, Ascomycota, Eurotiomycetes, Chaetothyriales, Herpotrichiellaceae.
AUGAAAUACCAUACGCGCGUUUGCACAGUUCGCACUUUCUUGGUGGCAUCGGCCAUCAUCUGCACCUCGUCCGCUUUCCAGAUUGUUCCCACCCCAGCUCUUUUCCGGAGAGACGGUUCCUCAUGUUCGGCGGUCGAUCCUAAGCUACCCAACAGUUUCCAAUGUGCUUCAGGGAACAACUGUGUGUCUCUCGACAACUCGUCGUCGGCCCUCUGUUGCCCGGAGUCGAGCUCAUGCGAUAACAUCCAGACAAUAUCCUGUGAUGUCUCGUCUCAAAAUGCAACGGCGAAUCCGACGGCAGGAAUAUUCACCACGAGACUUGGGGACAAGCUGCCGCAGUGUGGAGAUAAAUGCUGUCCGUUCGGAUAUUCUUGCAUCCAGCAGCCUUCGGGGCCGUCCAUUUGCAGCAUUAUCCAGAGCACGAGCAUCGUCGGAAAGACCGACGCGUCCUCUGGCAACACAUCCAGUUCUUCGUCGGCAAGCUCGUCGGCGACAAAAUCGGCCACUUCAAAUACCUCCACGACCAGCUCAACUUCUACUUCAAGUCCAAGCAGCGUCAGUGUGUCGGCAGCGCAGGUUGAACCUCAAUGCAACAAGUUUCCCAUCGGCGUUUUCCUUGCCGGGUUCUUUCCUGGCAUGUUUGUGGGCGCCUUCCUGAUGCUGGCAUGGGUCAUCUGCAGCGGGCGGCAUCGCAAACCGAAUUCCCGGAACUCUUCUGGCUCGUCAAUCUACAAACCAACCAUCUCCGACCCGAUCCCAUUAGAUGCGUCUGGCGGUCUGAGGACGGACUUCCUCCGCAAAACCACCGAUCGGGCAAAGUCCAUGUUUUCCACAAAGAGCAGCCGGAACAGCCAACAACCUGUUCCUAAUCACUGGAAGAUGCCCACGCCGCCAGUACCCAACAACAUCCCCGUUGCCCCGGCAGGCUUGCCUGUCACACCAGACCGGAGGCUGGCUCAUGAGCCCAGUAUGGAAAGUAUCAAAGUCUACACUCCGCCAGCUGGGUCGGUCCAGCACCCCAAUCCCGCGGCAAUUGCUCCACUGAGAGGCAUGGCAGCGCAGCGAUUCCCGCCGACCAUCAAAAACAAUAUGGGCAGUCCGUUCCAGUCCCCUCCGAACAACAGCGGCAACGGCUCUAACACGGCAAAUAGGAUGAGCAGUUCUCUGAGGAAUGAGAGGGGUGUCAGCGUCUUCUCUGGCGAGUCCGAGUUCUCCCGCGAGAACGAUGGCCCUACACUGACGCCGGCGCGAUACAACGGUGGCUUCAACCCCACACAACGCAUGAGAUCCGACAGUAGGGAGGAAAUCAGCAGACCAAACACCACUUUUACAGAGAUGUUGCAUGAAGCCGGAUUCCCCGAUCCCAUGCAAUCACCAGACCAACAUACACCGGCUGUGCCGAAGAUACCAGAGGGUUAUGCAGGGAGGAAUCAUCGGCUAUGA